AUGGCCCCGUUUGUGCUGAAAUUCAAGGGAAACAAAUCGUUCUCCCCCUUCUCCAAUCUGACCGACGGCGACGCCCUGACCCGCACCUGGAAGGUAUGCACCAAGGUUGCCGCCCACCUCGAACAGGGACAGCGUCUGGAGAACCUCAGCUGGCGUCUCUGGCACUUGCACAAUCUCAUGGUCGACUCGGAUGCCGACAACAAUGCCAAGUCUCGUCGCGAGUUCAAGCGCCUAUCUCGUCAUACUGGUGAACGUCUCGAUCGCGACAAAAACCGAGACAUUAGUGACCUCCAGGCCCCCAAGUUCACCGCCGAGCGCCUCCGCCAGCGGGCCGAAGAAAAGGAGCGCUGCCGCCUUGCGAGCGAGAAGACUGCCCGUGCUAUGCGUGGUCGCGGCAUACGAGGAAUGCAGUACACAUUCGCCUUGAAGCCCGCCGCCGCUACUUCCACCACUACCACCGUCAUCAAGUCCAAGAAUAACACUCCUACCCCCGGGCUCCGCCCUCGCCGAGCGACCGACGCGACCAAGUUCGACGCACCGGACACACCACACUCCGGCCGUCCCCGGAGCGCUACUACUACCGCGACUGCUGCGGUCGCCUCGGACAUCGACAUCCCACCCCACGAUCCCAACGACGCAGACGUCGAUACCGAGCACGACGAGGACCUUGAUAUGGAAGCACCCACUCUUGGUCUCAUUACCGCACCUGGUACCAACGAUUCGACUCCCGCUCAGGGGCUCGUCAGUGAAGCCGAUAUGCUCAACCUCAUGGAAGACGGCGAGGCAAGCCUACUCCGAUUCGAAACACUCUUUGGCGGGUUUGGGCCCAACCACCUGCUCGUCAAUCCCCACGCGCCUUCUUUUACCCAGCCGGCUCUCUCUUAUGGAGAAGCUGCCGGGUCUGUCACCGAUUCAGGCGACGUGAGCGUUGGCCGUCCUACUUUUGAGCUCCAACUUGACGAGCUGCUCAGCGACGACGCCAAGAACAAGUCUGACCAGGCCCAUUCCGACGGAGCAUCUAAACCUCGCAUGUCUCGUAGCAAUACUAACUCUAGCGGGUACAAUACCAUGGGAGUCAUGGGGGUCAAGCCUGACGCAGAUAGUGUCCCUCUCACUCAAGCCUAUGCCCAUACAUCCGGCUUUGACAGUUCCGCCAGCACCAACGGACCAACGACUCCUACUACCAUGAACGCCACCAGCUUCAAUUGGGGUGGAGAGGGCUCUCCGCCUCUCAUGCCGGCCCAGUCCGCCCCCACCAGUCCUGCGUUUGCGCUUCGUCCCGUCAAGUAUGGCCAGCAAUCCCAAGACUCGCAAUUCGCAGAAGCGGCUGCGACGUUUAGUGCUGGGUCUUAUGACUUUGCGCCCAAUCUUUCAGGCGGCGUUCCUCCGCUCAGCCUCCCCGUCUCGUCGUAUACCACUUCGCCCACAACCACAUCCCCCACGCAUAAUUCCGCCUCCAUGAACUCGCGCCGCAACUCGAAUACUGGCGGACACUCGCGCGCGCAUAGCACCGGGAACUUGACUAACACCGGAGGCACAUACAAGCACCCAGCGACCAUUAACAUCAACACCUCCAACGCUGGCAACUCAAAAACAUCGACUCCCACAUCCUCCCCCACGAGUCGAACCCAUUCUACGCCCAGCGGAAGCACCAAUGCCAAUGGCGCACCGAGCGCAACGCCUCCACCCACUCGCGGUCGGAGCGGGAGCAACGCUCUACCUCUACAUGGAAACACCGCACCUGGAGGCGUCAAGAGUGAAUGCGCCAACUGUGGUGCAAAUUCGACGCCGCUUUGGAGGCGAGGCCUAAAUGAUGAGUUGAAUUGUAAUGCGUGCGGAUUGUAUUGCAAACUUCACAAGCGUCCCAGGCCCAAGACGCUGCGCAACAGCGGUGGCGAGGGUGGCUCUAGGAACCCUGGCUGGCAUGCUCCAAGAGGCGGGAACGCUGAUGGAGACAAUAUGGGCGAGCCUGUCUCGUGUUACAACUGCCACACAACCGCAACCCCGCUCUGGCGAAAAGAUGAAGAAGGCCGAACGCUUUGUAAUGCAUGUGGUCUCUAUUUGAAGCUCCAUGGCGAACGGCGCCCUUCGUCGAUGAAAUCCGACGUCAUUCGUAAGCGCUCGCGGCACGACGCGCGACGGCCCGGGAACGGGAACGGUUCGUCCUCGGCUACGCCAUCGGCCAGUCCGGGUGCGAGCAGACGCGCCUCUCCAACAGCAACGUCCCCGACCGUGAACCAAGACCCGGCGACGUUUUCGCCGAGCGCAACAAGCGAGCAACACAUGCCGUACUAUGGCUCAUACGACUAUUCGCAUAGCAGUUCAGGGAUGAUGGGUGCCGACGAACAAAUGUAUCCGUCCUACGCACCUUCGCCUUCGCUUAUGUUUGGCUCUUCGGUCAACUUUGGUGGCCAGGUGGGAUACAACACCCAGCCAUACUUUGGUCCAUUCUUGCCCAACAUGAUGGACACAUCGGGCGAAUCCCCCAACGAAACUGGGCCACCAAUGACGGGCAGUCCAACGCAUACGAAUUCCAAUGGCGGAAUGGGCAUGAGUUCACACACGAGCAGUGGGGCCGGACGUCCGCCGGCGCACAAGAAGCGCAGGAUGUCAACAGCCGAUACGCUCGCUUCGUCCACGUCUGGAUCUGAGCGCUCCGACGGCACGCCUUCGUUCUUGGAUGAUCUCGCGAACCCAAACGUCCCAGACCCGUCUCGUGCGUCACCGUCGGCGACAUUUAUCCCGAACAACUACCAGUACACUUCGUUUUCGCCUUCGCUGACGUAUCCCAACCUACCUGGGAACGAUCCGAGCGGGAAUAAUCUGUCCUACUUUCAUCCGCCAAUGGUCCUCCCGUGGCUACACAAUGACGUAUUGACCAACGUCGGAGCCAAGCCCGAGCCAAUCGACGAGCCCAUGAACUCUGGAGAACUCUCGAUAAAUUAA
This is a messenger RNA of Rhizoctonia solani, 2946 nucleotides long. Its product is annotated as GATA type zinc finger. Gene Ontology annotation, biological process: positive regulation of transcription by RNA polymerase II; negative regulation of transcription by RNA polymerase II. The transcript is spliced from 8 exons. Lineage: Eukaryota; Fungi; Basidiomycota; Agaricomycetes; Cantharellales; Ceratobasidiaceae. Gene Ontology annotation, molecular function: DNA-binding transcription factor activity, RNA polymerase II-specific; zinc ion binding; RNA polymerase II cis-regulatory region sequence-specific DNA binding. The record is from RefSeq and is a predicted model, not a curated record. Bases 1 to 2946 code for a protein of 981 amino acids.